Peronospora matthiolae is the source of this 1410-nucleotide messenger RNA. NCBI's taxonomy places the organism in Eukaryota, Oomycota, Peronosporomycetes, Peronosporales, Peronosporaceae. The record is from the annotation of a GenBank genome assembly.
AUGACUUGCGCUGUACUACGUCGCCUCUCCCGACCAGUUCCUCGUGCUGUCACAGCUAUCCGCUCACAUCUUUCGGUCAUAAAACCGGUCUUACCAUGCAAGAAGACCCAGCAAGGACCAUUUGAGACCAGCGCCAUACAAAGGCGACACUUUUCCAGCUUGACAUCCACUCGUGGACAUUUGAAGGAAUCAUCAGUCGCACAGGAGCUCUUGGGGCUUGAUGGGCAACAGCACAAUCGUGACUUCUUGACGUUGCGCUGGCGUGAUGGCAAGCAAAGUAGUUUCCAUCUGCUACAUCUACGGACGUGGUGUCAGUGUGCAGAAUGCGGCCACCCGACAGGGCAGCGAGUGGUGAGCUGUGCCGAGAUCAACCAGGACAAACUGGAUAUUGAGAUGGUUUGUGUGCAGGAUGAGACGCUCAACAUCGUGUGGAACGACCAGCACAAGUCCAGCUUCUCGACCCAGUGGUUGCUUGACAACAGCUACUCGGAAUGGGCACUGGACCAGCGCGCCCGCGAGAUGGCGACAACGCCUUUGCCACUUGAUGCUCCUGUUCUGUCGACCGAGUUUGCUCGUAUGAUGGACACGAACAACGACGAAGGUCUGUACGAAGCUCUUCGCCAGGUCAUUGAACAUGGUUUCACGGUGAUUCGUAAUACGCCAUCGGUGUCGGGUGUCGUCAAGUCGAUCGCCGAACGCAUUUCUCCCAUCUCGCACUCAUUUCAGUAUGGUGAUGUCUUUGACGUGGUGGCAGAACCAAAACCGGUCAACAUCGCGUACACGAGUGUUUCUUUGAAGAACCACGUGGAUUUGGCGUACUACGAGUCUCCUCCAGGGUUCCAGUUCUUGCACGCACUGCGCUUUGACGCAUCAGUGAAAGGAGGUGAGUCGACGUUUGUGGACGUUUUCGCCGUUGCAGAGGACUUCCGUCGUCUUCAUCCGGAACACUUUGCGACAUUGUGCCGUGUGCCCGCGACGUUCAUGAAGCAUCACUUGACUCGCGAGCAAGCAACGAUAAUGGAGUACCAGCGGCCUCACAUCCAGGUCAAUCACCGUGACGAAGUUGUAGCAGUGCACUGGAGUCCACCAUUCGAGGGACCACUUCGGGUACCUUUCCAGAGCGUCAUGCCAUAUUAUGACGCCUACCGCGUCUUCCACGAUCUAGUGGAAGGUAAAAAGCAUUGCUACGAAUUCAAGCUGAAACAGGGGGACACUGUCAUCUUCAACCAGCGCCGAGUCCUGCAUGGACGAAAGCAAUUCACCCCAUGCUCGGAUGGGGUGCGCCAUCUCCAGGGCACUUACAUCAAUAUCGAUGACGCGAUCUGCCGUUACAACGUCUUGCGCACCCGGUUUGGUGCCAAUGACCCCACUGCCGCGAAUCGUCGUGUUGCCAACGGGAAUUUCUCGUAG